This is a messenger RNA of Morus notabilis, 1312 nucleotides long. RefSeq lists its product as uncharacterized. Gene Ontology annotation, molecular function: DNA binding. NCBI's taxonomy places the organism in Eukaryota, Viridiplantae, Streptophyta, Magnoliopsida, Rosales, Moraceae. The record is from RefSeq and is a predicted model, not a curated record. The coding region runs from base 60 to 1166 and encodes 368 amino acids. The transcript is spliced from 7 exons.
GAGCGUUGCAUUCACAAAAAGAUUCUUGGAUCACCCCAAGUUCUUGGCAUCGCUUGCCAAUGCCUGUGACUGCUAAAGCAGGAAACAAUCAGAGUAAACUUUUACUAUACCAAAAACAGUGUUCAAACAAUGACACCUGUCAAUGGGCACAAAAGAAAUUUGGUGGUGUUUCAGACGGUUCCAUUGUUCACACUUCCAUUGGAGUUAAAAACUGUCAAUCUGUUAAAAGGAUGAACGUUGUUAAAGAAGAGCCCAUGGAGAUUAUAUCAGAUCCCUGCAGUCAAGAAGCCAUCCAAAAGCUUCCUGAAAAUGCAGGGGGGUCAUCGAAGCUCACCGAAGGCGAGUAUUUUCGCACUAUUAGCAUGAGUGUGAGACAGGAUGGUAGAGCUUCUCAAGUAGCAAAAGCUGAUAUGGUUGGUCAAGUGGUGACUAGUGAUGGAGUUGCUCAUGUAGUGAAAACUGAUGAAGUGGCGAAAACAGAUACGGUUGUUCAAGUGGUGAAAACUCAAGUGGCGAAAACUGGAGGAGUUGCUCCAGUGGUGAAAGCCGAUAGUGUUGUUCAAAUGGUCAAAGCAGAACCUGUUAAUUUAGUUGGAACUGAAAAUGGUCAAUCUGCUAAAGUUAUGAAGGUUGUAAAAAAAGAGCCCGUGGAAAAUAAAUCAGCUCCCUGCAGUCAGGAGAUCAUGGGAAAACUUUGCGGGGAAUCUUCAGGGGUCACCAAAGACUCGCUUCUUGGUAGUACAGUCCCUCAAGUGGCGGUGAAAACUGAAGGCAUUGAUUUUGAUCGAAGUUUUCCCACCUUCUCCCCUUGGACUAGAGUUCCUCUAGUGGCGGUGAAGACUGAAGUCGUUGAUUUAGAUGAACGUUCUCCCACAUUCUCUCCCUUGUUGGCUAUAGGCGGUGAAUCUUUUAUUGAGUUGCCAGAGUGUUUGCCAUUUCCAGUUGUGAGGGGCAGAGCAGAUGUAGAGAGGAAGACGGUGUACAUUCGAGAUUCUGCCAAGAGAUUGUGGCCAGUAAACUACCAUGAGAAACCAGGCUUGACGGUUUUAGUGUCUGGUUGGGCGGGUUUGAGCAAAGCAAAUCGCAUCAAGUCUGGAGAUCAGUGUUGUUUUACUCUCGAAGUUGAAUCUGACGGUAUAUAUGCACUCACUGUAGUUCCAAAGUAAAAAAGAUACAAAGUUCACAUUUCCCUUUGCAAACAAGUACUUCGUCUUCGUGUAAGAACUGAAAAAUAGUGUAAAUAAUCUAAUUACUAGGUGGCAGAAACUAGAAAGUUAUCAUCAAACCCUUUUGAUAUUUUCUAUCACAUGUG